Molecule: messenger RNA, 1681 nt
Organism: [Torrubiella] hemipterigena
Lineage: Eukaryota; Fungi; Ascomycota; Sordariomycetes; Hypocreales; Clavicipitaceae
Source: the annotation of a GenBank genome assembly
AGCAAUAAGAGAUAACACAUAUACUCGCUAUGAUUUAGCGAGUAGAGCCCGAUCAUACGACCUGAAGUGGCGACUAUCCCAAGCUGAGUCGCGUUGGAAUGCUAAACACGCAUGGUGCCACUGCUCGUGCCCACCAUUCUGGUUUGGCCUCGACUUAGUUCUACCGCCAGCCUCCUUCCCUCUAGAAAUAAAAAUCAGUCGCCUUGGAAAAGUCUGCUUCUGUGAGUGUGCGGCCGCCUCCAGAUAAAUAGUAAGACGUCAUCUAUGACAGCCUUCUGAAUCGCGUCACCAACCACGCAGUCUAUCACUUCCACGAUGACAGGCCUUGCUCCAGAAUUCCCGCCACUUCUGUUACAGAUUGUCGUAGCUGAAUUAUCAACAGGAUAAACACGCUAAGGAACCGUCUUCGUCCCGUCCUGAACUAGUAGAUACGGUAGUUAGCAUUCUACUGACAUUAACAAGCGGCACAAGUCUGGGCCCUGCCUCCCCAAUCCAAUGCCGCAUUACCCAACAUUGGCAGAACCUAGGACUGGGUAAGCUUGUUAAGAUAAUUAAUGUUAUCGUGUCCCUGUAAACUACACUAGUGGGGCCCCAAGUUUAUCUAUUCUAGCCCGUCCGAAAGCUCUCAUUGGCUACCAGUACCGGGAGGAAUGCAAUAUAUCAUGGUUGCUAGGAAUCUGCACCACAACAAGUGUCUCUGACCAACCAAGGAGCUGCAAAACAUGACUUGUUUACGACAAGAUAAUAUAAAAUCAUUUCCCCUUCUGCCCCUUUUCGUUGGAUCUUCCCACUUUCCUGGGAUCCCUUUUUGUUCGGCUUCAUCCAUCAACGGACAAUCGACGUCUCUACUAACCCAUCUACAUUCACAGCACCAACCCGUAGCAAUCAUGGUCAACAUUCAGCUCUUCACAAUUGUUGCUGCGUUCAGCACCGCUGCAGUGGCUCGCCCCUCGCUGCCACUGUCGGAUCUUAACGGUUUGACUGCUCCAUUUCUGCAAAGCCUUGCUUCGCUCACCAACUCGGCGCCUCCUCCUCCCAUCCCCGACGUGGAUCUUGCUCCGGAAACUUGCAAUCUUGGUAUUUUGAGCCAGCCUCUGUGCUGUGAUCAGCUUCAGUCCGGAAAGAAGGGUAUUAACUGCGCUGCCCUUCCACUUCGCGUCGCCAACAAUAAGGAGUUGAUCAGCUUCUGCUCCGCAAUCAAGAAGAAGGCAGCUUGCUGUGCCGGCACACUGGGUCAAGACGGUGCUCUCUGCUCUGAUCCCACCAGCAUGCACUUCAAGCUUCCCAUUUAAACUAAAUGGUUGAGCCUGUGCCUAUGCUUCACUCUCCCAUUCCCUUCUGCACAUAAUCAAUGGUGAGGUGGAAGCCAUCGCCGUUCCGACUUUUCCGUCUUGGCUGGUCGGGCGGUCAACGUUAGCGUGCAUGAUUUUCUUUUCUAGUGAUCUUCCUGGCAUCCGAUACUUGUCAUUGGAUGUGGUGUUUCUUUGUGGAUCACCGCCGCACUGGGCCAACGUCACCCAGCAUUUGAUGGCGGCGCCACAUGGUGUGUUAUAUUGGCAUUUGCAUGAGGAUGAGGGACAGUUAUUAUUUACGGUGGACUCACUCGCAUUUCGACAACGGAGCGACUUAUUCUUUGUUAUUAUUUCCUUUAGAAAAACAAAUACGGGCUUUUCAUUGAUCU